Messenger RNA from Coffea eugenioides, 2609 nucleotides. RefSeq names its product carbon catabolite repressor protein 4 homolog 2. The record is from RefSeq and is a predicted model, not a curated record. Gene Ontology annotation, molecular function: poly(A)-specific ribonuclease activity. Gene Ontology annotation, cellular component: cytoplasm; nucleus; CCR4-NOT complex. The transcript has 12 exons. Gene Ontology annotation, biological process: nuclear-transcribed mRNA poly(A) tail shortening. The coding region runs from base 549 to 2354 and encodes 601 amino acids. Lineage: Eukaryota; Viridiplantae; Streptophyta; Magnoliopsida; Gentianales; Rubiaceae.
UGGACCCAACACCUCCCUUAUAUCCCUCCCCAAACAAGCCUUCUGUGUUUAUUUCGCCUCUGUAAAACCCUAAUCGAUUUUCUUUUCUCUCGGGUUCAUUUUCACAAACAUCCAGUCUACAAUACCUUGUCGAUCAACCGAUCGAUUCUCCCAAAAUUGAUACUUUUUUCGUCACUGCAUUAGAUUUCCACCCUUUUCUUCACUUCAAGAUCUUCUGGAAUUCCCGAUAAAUUACAAUUUUUGACUUGAAAAUUUCUUGGUAAAUUGUAAGAUUUUAUUGAAUUUUAGUUUAUUAAAUUAACCACAUUUUAGGGUUUCCUUGGUGAUAUAUAAAGUGUGGUCAAGGCUGGCGAUUGGUGCCGAGGAUAGCUGAUGGCGGAUCCGCCUGGUGUCCGCCAAGAAUUUAUGCUUUUUACUUCAGCUUCUGCCGAUUCAGCUGCUGCCGUUGGAUCGCUGUCGUCGUUGAAAAUUCAUUCUGUUGUUGUAGAAGUAGUAGGGUCUGGAAGAAUACAGAAGUGGGCCGAUAAUCGCGAUUGUAGAGUACAAGAAUGCUGAGUGUGCUGCGAGUGCACCUUCCGUCCGACAUUCCUAUCGUAGGCUGUGAGCUGACGCCCUACGUGCUCGUAAAACGUCCUGAUAAGUCCGUUAUUACCGAAGAUAUUCCCGAGUCCGCUCCACUUGAUGGCUACUUCUUAAGAUAUAAGUGGUAUCGCAUACAAAGUGAUAGGAAAGUUGCAAUCUGUAGUGUUCAUCCAUCUGAGCAAGCUACAUUGCAGUGUCUUGGAUGUGUUAAAGCGAAAAUACCUAUCACUAAGAGUUACCAUUGUUCUCCGAAAUGUUUCUCGGAUGCAUGGCAGCAUCAUCGUGUUUUGCAUGAGCGCGCAGCUAGUGCUGUUAAUGAAAAUGGCAACGAGGAAGAAGAAAUUUUUGGUCGCUUCAAUGGUUCAGGAUCUGGGGUUAUCAAUACAAACUUGACGGGUACGCAGGCCAAUUCUAGCUUGGCAAAUGGUGCCACGGCUUUAUACCCUGCUGCAGUAACACAGAGAGGUGGUGAGACAUGGUUCGAAGUUGGACGAUUUAAAACAUACACACCGACGGCUGAUGAUAUUGGCCAUGUCCUUAAAUUUGAGUGUGUUGUAGUGGAUGCAGAAUCCAAACAGCCUGUGGGGCAAUCAAGUACACUAAACACUUCUCGCGUAAUUCCAGCCCCAUCUCCUACUCCACGUAGGUUGAUUCCUGUCAGUGGAGUUGAAAUGCCAGGGCAUCUGGACGUUGACGGUCGUGUAUCUUCAUCAGGAACCUUUACUGUGCUGUCAUAUAAUAUUCUAUCCGAUUCAUAUGCUGCAAAUGAUUUAUACAGUUACUGUCCUUCUUGGGCUCUUUCUUGGGCUUAUCGAAGGCAGAAUCUAUUACGUGAGAUAGUUGGCUACCGUGCUGACAUUGUUUGUCUUCAAGAGGUUCAAAGUGACCAUUUUGAGGAAUUCUUCGCCCCUGAGCUGGAUAAACAUGGUUAUCAAGCUCUAUAUAAACGAAAAACGGCCGAGGUCUUCAAUGGGAAUAUUUAUUCAAAUGAUGGUUGUGCUACAUUUUUUCGCCGGGAUAGAUUUUCACAUGUCAAGAAAUAUGAGGUUGAGUUUAACAAAGCUGCACAAUCCUUGACUGAAGCUUUAGUUCCAAGUACUCAGAAAAAAACUGCUCUGGGUCGAUUGAUCAAGGAUAACAUUGCACUUAUAGUGGUUCUGGAAGCAAAAUUUAGUAACCAGGGAAUUGAUAAUCCUGGGAAGCGACAGCUUGUUUGUGUGGCUAAUACACAUGUCAAUGUUCAGCAAGAUUUAAAGGAUGUGAAGCUGUGGCAGGUUCAUACAUUGUUGAAAGGGUUAGAGAAAAUUGCUGCCAGUGCAGAUAUCCCAAUGCUCGUCUGUGGAGAUUUUAAUUCUGUUCCUGGAAGUGCUCCACAUGCUCUUCUUGCCAUGGGAAAAGUUGAUCCAAUGCAUUCAGAUUUAGCAGUUGACCCUCUUGGAAUCCUUCGCCCUGCCACAAAACUUACACAUCAGUUGCCAUUGGUAAGUGCAUACUCAUCAUUCGGAAGAGCGGCUGGUAUUGGUUUUGAGCAACAGAGGAGGAGAUUGGAUCUUACUACAAAUGAACCUUUGUUCACCAACUGCACCAGGGAUUUUAUCGGCACUCAUGAUUACAUAUUCUACUCAGCGGACUCCUUAACUGUGGAAUCUUUGUUGGAGCUCUUGGAUGAAGAUGGCUUGAGAAAAGACACAGCACUUCCUUCUCCAGAGUGGUCUUCUGAUCACAUAGCACUCUUAGCUGAAUUUCGCUGCAAGCCUAGAACUAGGCGCUGACACUGGGUCUUGUUUGCGGAGGAAUUUCAGAAAUAGAAACAGAGACAGAGUCAUUUGUAAGAAUAGUAGAUGAUGUUUCCUGUGUUUUUCCUUAGGUGUUCCCAAGUGGAUCCUUAGUUGUGAUCUUUUGUAUCAUGCAACCUUUGUUUCAUAGAGAAAUUGUGGUCAUGCUGUACUAUAGAAGUUCUCCUUUAAUUUAAAUAGAAAUAUAAUACCAAAUACCCAUAGGCGGUAUGACCAGCAGCUUUUUUCAAA